This is a messenger RNA of Dermochelys coriacea (leatherback sea turtle), 2435 nucleotides long. Its product is annotated as carnitine O-acetyltransferase-like. NCBI's taxonomy places the organism in Eukaryota, Metazoa, Chordata, Testudines, Dermochelyidae. The record is from RefSeq and is a predicted model, not a curated record. Bases 119 to 1900 code for a protein of 593 amino acids. The transcript is spliced from 14 exons. Gene Ontology annotation, molecular function: carnitine O-acetyltransferase activity. Gene Ontology annotation, biological process: carnitine metabolic process, CoA-linked. Gene Ontology annotation, cellular component: peroxisome.
CCCUGCAACAGCCCCCGCAGCUGCGUCUGCUUCCUGCCUGCGGAUUGCAGCCGGGUCAGGGCCCCACCCCGCCCGGCCGAGCAGCGGGGCCCUUUGCAACCCCCCCCCCGCCCCAGGCAUGGGGCGCUGGAGGUUCCUCCUGCAGCCCUGGGGCUGCGGGCGAGCUCCGGGUUCGCUCGCCCCGCGGCCCCCAGCGCGAGGCCUGGCCUCGUCCUUCCCGCUGCCCCGGCAGCCCGUGCCCCCGCUGGCCCAGACGCUGGAGCGGUACCUGCGCUCGCUGGAGGUGCUGGUCACGCCCGAGGAGCUGGAGGAAACCCGGCAGCUGGUGCAGGAGUUCGGGGCACCCGGUGGGGAGGGGGAACGGCUGCAGGCCCAGCUGGAGCGCAGAGCCGCCCGCAUGGAGAACUGGCUCUCGGAUUGGUGGGUGCAGAGCGCAUAUCUGGAGAGCCGCUUACCCCUCACCGUCCACUCCAGCCCAGCCGUCGUGCUUCCCAAACAGGACUACAGCGACUGGAGGGGGCAGCUCCGGUUUGCAGCGAAGCUCAUCGCGGGGGUGCUGGAUUUCAAGGCUAAGAUUGAUCAGCAGGCACUGCUGGUGGAGUACCGGGGAGGGCACCCCCAGUGCAUGGCCCAGUACAGCCGCCUCUUCGCCUCCUGCCGCCUGCCCGGCCCCAAGCAUGAUGGGCUCCUGCUGCCCCCCCCGGGGCGCCGGGCCCCCACUUUCAUCACCGUCGUCCGCAACUUCCAGUUUUUCCAGCUGGACGUGUACAACAGCGAUGGGACCCCCCUCACCGUGGACCAGCUGCACUUGCAGCUGCAACGGGUCAGGGGGCUGUCAUGGAAGACGGACAAGGAGCCGCUGGGGGUGCUGACUGGGGACCACCGGCACACCUGGGGGCAGGCCUACAGCACCCUCAUGAGAGACCGGCUGAACCGGGAGUCGGCCCGGUGCAUCCAGCGCAGCCUCUUCACCGUCUGCCUCGACGCCCCGGUGCUGAAGGUGUCGGACGAGCGCUACCCCAGCCGCGUCGCUGCCCAGAUGCUGCACGGGGGCGGCAGCUACUCCAACAGUGGGAACCGCUGGUUUGACAAGACCCUGCAGUUCAUUGUAGGGGAGGAUGGCGUUUGUGGGGUGCUGUAUGAACAGGCCAUGGCCGACGGGGCGCCCAUAGCCACCAUCAUCGACCAUGUCCUCGAUUACUGCAAGGACCCUGACACGGCACGUGCCCCCAUGACGCCCCUGCCCCUGCCCCCCAAGCUGUAUUUCUACAUCACCCCCGAGAUCCAGUGGGACAUUGAGCGAGCCAAACAGAACCUGGACAUCCUGAUCACGGACCUGGACAUCAGCUGUUUCACCUACCGGGGGUUUGGGCAGGGGCUCCCCAAGCGCUGGGGGUUGCGCCCCGACUCCCUGUUCCAGGUGGCUCUGCAGCUGGCCUACUACAGGACCCACGGCUCACUCUGCGCCACCAGCGAGGUGGUGUCCCUACGGCGCUUCCACCAGGGCCGAACGGACGCCGUGCGCCCCGCGGCCCCCCCUGUGCUGCGCCUGGCCCGGGCCAUGGACACGCCCCACAGCCAGGAUGAGGAGACGCUGUCCCUGCUGCAGGCGGCCGUGGAAUCUCAGAGCGCCAGGACCGAACAGGUGCUGGCCGGGCAGGGCAUCGACCGGCACCUGCUGGGGCUGAAGCUGGCGGCCAUCGGGGACGGGCAACGGCUGCCGGGGAUCUUCAUGGACACGGCCUACGCCAUCGCCACGCACUGCCGGCUGCUCACCGGCCAGGUACAGCCCCCCCGGCACCCCCCAACGAACUCCUCACCUGCCCCCCGGCGCCCCACGCCAUCGCCACGCACUGCCGGCUGCUCACCGGCCAGGUGGCUUCACGCUCCGACUGCCUAAUGGUCUACGGGCCGCAGGUGCCAGACGGCUACGGGGUCUGCUACAACCCGCUGGACGCCCACGUCAACUUCGCCAUCACGGCCUUCAACUGCUGCCGUGAGACCCACGCCCGGCGCCUGGCCCGCACCCUGCACCGGGUCCUGGACCAGCUGGCCCGUCUGCUGGGGGAGAGCCCGGAGGGCGUGGACAGAGACGGGGGCGGAGAUGUGGAGGGGCAGCCCUGACAGACCCCCGCCUACUGCCACGCGCUCCUCUGCAGCACCCCUCGCCCCCUUACCCACCCCCUUGCCCAGAACCCCUCUGCCCCCCGGUUACCCAACAUCCCCUUCUGUGCCUGUUUGCGCCUUACCUGGAAUCCUCUGUGCGUCCUCUGCCAUCCUACCCAGAAUCCCCUUCUGUGCCCCCCUCCCCUCCUUACCCACAAUCCCCUCUGCGUGGGGGGCAGCACCCUCACGUUCACACAGGUAAUUGGGAGACCAAUCUAACUUAUUUUCUGACUGACGGAAAAUGAAUAAAAAUCAUGGUGCCAUUUGUA